GGACUUCAGAGACAGAGCAACAGAGAUGACACCAUAUCUGCAGAGACUGACCAUUCAAUUCAGUACCAAAUUGAGAAUGCCAUCCAAAGACAACUGCGACCCAUAUAUGGCGCCAGACUUGCCAUCAGUAGUCGCACAGACAGUGGAGUCCACGCUGUGGUCAAUACGGCUCACUUGGAUCUCACCCAUCCAUCCACUGACACCAGAUAUAAGCCAUCGUUUAUAACACAGUCUGUGAACACAUAUCUGGCGAAGAAUGGACACGAGAUAAGGCAUACUAUUGAGCACUCAAUUGGUUGCCAACGGCUUCAACAGUCGGUCGGACGCCAAAUGGCGGACCUAUUUGUAUCGGUUGGCAGUUGUGAACUCGCCAGUGGAUCCAAGCAUCAAAUGCUUGGACUGUUAUCUCCCGAUUUGGGAACUAAACAAAUAGGUCCUGUCAAUGCGGAUGAGAUGUUAAGAGUUGUGAACUUAUUUAAAGGGAAACACGAUUUCCGUAGCAAAUGUGGUUUUCGUAUCAGACGAAUGAUUGGCGGUAUUAUCGAUGUCGGUCUCAAUCGAUUUAAAUACGAACACAUGGAGUGGCUUCUGAACAACCCGUCUCAUAAGAAUUGGGGGUUUCAACAAACUGUAGCUCCGGCUAAAGACUUAAAAUUAUACGACGAUUUGGGCAAUAAAGCGAAUGAGUUUGCAAAUAGUUAUCCCAAUUAUAGCGAAAUCAUUACCCAUGAUGGCAGUCAAUGCUCUAAACCUCUCAACGGAUUACGAAAGGAUACAAAAAGAUCUGAUCCGACGUCCAAA
Molecule: messenger RNA, 801 nt
Organism: Oppiella nova
Lineage: Eukaryota; Metazoa; Arthropoda; Arachnida; Sarcoptiformes; Oppiidae
Source: the annotation of a GenBank genome assembly